AUGCCUUUCGCACAACUAGUCAUCGGCCCGCCAGGCGCGGGCAAGUCCACAUAUUGCGAUGGCAUGCACCAGUUCCUCACGGCCAUCGAUCGCAAAUGCGCCGUCGUCAACCUCGACCCUGCCAACGACAAAACCUCAUAUCCAUGCGCCCUCGACAUUCGCGAUCUGGUCUCGCUGGAAGAAGUUAUGGAACAGGAAGAGCUAGGCCCUAAUGGCGGUGUCAUGUAUGCUCUCGAAGAGCUGCAGGAGAACUUUGAGUGGCUCGAGGAAGGCUUGAAAGAACUUAGCGACUCGUACAUUCUCUUCGACUGCCCUGGCCAGGUCGAGCUAUUUACACAUCACAAUACAAUGCCCAAUUUGUUCCACCGUCUCGAGAAGAUUGGUUACAGAAUCGAUAAUCUCGCCAAGAACUCUGAACCUCUACCCUUCAAUCUAGACUACUACACUGAAGUUCAAGAUCUGGACUACCUGUUACCACAUCUCGAGGCCGAACAGAACAACACAUCCGUGCAAAAUCUAGAAGAUCGUGCUGGAAAUAGCGACAUUCCCAAACUGCCAGAGUCAAAGUUCACAGCUCUCAACGAAGCUCUGAUCCAACUUAUCGGCGACUUUGGUCUUGUCGCUUUCGAGACUCUGGCUGUCGAGGAUAAGGUCUCUAUGACAAAUCUGCUGCAUGCUGUCGACCGUGCUAGUGGUUAUGUCUUUGGCACAGACAAGGGCACAAAUGACUCGGUCUGGCAGGUUGCCAUGCAGGAGGGCUGGGGUGGAAAGAUCGAUGUCAGAGACGUCCAAGAACGUUGGAUUGACAGACGUGAUGAGUUUGAUGAGAUGGAAAGGCAGCAGAUCGAGGACCAAAAAGCAGAAGAAGCUCGUCAAACAGGUCAACCCGAAGUCAGACGUGUACCUGCACAGGACGCGACACCAGAACAAGACACGCCUGUUCCCAGCAAAGACCUCGACGAUGACGAAGAUCUAGAAGCGAUGCAGGCUGCUUUUCUCAACAAACAGUCAAACGGCAACGACAACGGCAUCAAGAUCGUAAGAAAAGACUAG
Aureobasidium musti is the source of this 1053-nucleotide messenger RNA. NCBI's taxonomy places the organism in Eukaryota, Fungi, Ascomycota, Dothideomycetes, Dothideales, Saccotheciaceae. The record is from the annotation of a GenBank genome assembly.